AUGAAAAUGAUGAAGAGUGAAUACUCUCUUGAAUAUACCAAGUUGAUGAAGGUUCUCAUUAAUAUUGUUUUGGUAAACAGAGAAUAUUGCAAGGUUGCCAAACAAGUUCUCAAUGAAUCAACAAAGAAAUACAAGAAGGAUAUUUCAUCAAUUGAAUCGGCAAUUGAAUCUAAAUUGAAGGAAUAUGAAUCAACUCAAAGUAAUCAAGACAAACUUUUAAUGCUCAGACUCUCCUCAUACACCAUUCAAUCUAUUUCUAAAUUAGACUCUGAUUUGGAUGCUUAUGAAAAUAUGGUUGUCCAAUGUGUGAAAUUGAUGUAUCCAGAAAGAUGUAUUAUCUAUGAUUUGGACCUUUGUAAAAAACUUCUUUACAUUUGCCGUACUACAACAGCUUCUUCCCUUUUGGAAAAGAGCAAGGAAAUUAUGGAUGUUUCCUCAGUUCACUAUGAUAGAGAAAAACUCUUCCAACAAGCUAUUAUUAGGGACAAUUAA
Naegleria gruberi is the source of this 492-nucleotide messenger RNA. RefSeq lists its product as uncharacterized. The record is from RefSeq and is a predicted model, not a curated record. The transcript has a single exon. NCBI's taxonomy places the organism in Eukaryota, Heterolobosea, Eutetramitea, Acrasida, Naegleriidae. Bases 1 to 492 code for a protein of 163 amino acids.